AUGUUACAAUCUCAAGUGGUCACAAAAGUUGUCAUAACAAGACACAGCGUACUAGAAGAAGAUCUCCAGAUUCCUUCCGCUGAGCCAUCUAUACGUGUCAGUGAAAGUUUGGAAGAUGACAACGAUAUCGUAGAAAAGCAGACGUUUGAGUCGAGUGACGAGUCAUCAGUUAAGAAGGACAAUAACCAUGUCGUGAAGGACGGGCAAGAUAAAAAGAAAAGGAAAGAAGAAAAAGGCCGGAAGACGGUGUCCACAUCUUCAACUGAAUGCAGUGACCGCACCAGCGACAGCGAUAUUAGUAGCUGCAGUGAAACCUUUCCAAAACAGAGAAAAAUUGCCGUAGAUUUAUGGGAGAACGUUGAAAAGAAGCUCGUGGAGAAACUGCCUGUUGAUAUUAAUGGUCUUUCCGCUUUUAAGAUCAAAGAACUCUCCACAAAAAAGAAAAUGGUAUCGGCUUUAGUCGACGGCAGGAAAUGGAAAAAAAAUUGUCCGACGAACUGGACUGGCCAUUCCCGUGUGCGGUACGCGGACUGCAAAGGCUCGUUCAAAUGCAUCGAACCAAGAUGUCCUUACAAGGUGCAGUAUGGGAUCGUGAAUACGAAGCAGUUCGAUAACUCGAGAGACGGUAAUGCCAAAUGCCGCGUUUGUGGAAAAAAGGCAGAACAUGUUCCAUGUAACGCUCGAAGAUAUAUAAGUUAUGGACAAACAAGUGUCACUGUAUUUUAUUAUGGAACCUCUUUAACGAAGCGUUAAAGAAGGUUUCGGAAAGUGACGAUACACAGUUUAAUCCCGCGGGGUGGUGCACCGAUAUGGCAGGCGCGAAUCUAGCUGGGCUUGUUAGAAAUAGUAUAUAUAACAUAAGUAAUGCAUGAAUACCAUAUAAGGUCAAGCAUGUUAAUUAUUCAGUAGAGUCACGUGAU
Molecule: messenger RNA, 920 nt
Organism: Dendronephthya gigantea
Lineage: Eukaryota; Metazoa; Cnidaria; Anthozoa; Malacalcyonacea; Nephtheidae
Exons: 4
Coding region: 1-753 (250 amino acids)
Source: RefSeq, a predicted model, not a curated record